UUGCCGUGGUCUCGUGCGCGCAGGUUUCUGCUCUCCAGUAGUGUCCACACCGACGUGAUAAGGUGCGCGUCACUCAAGACACACGCACAUCGCUGUACGUUGGAGUGUUACGGAAAGACGUGUUUUUGCGCGGUGCAACGACAAGCGUACGUUAUCGAUACAGAGAGUGUUAAGUUAGAGAGUAUGAAGUUUCGCUUUUUUCGUUUUUUUUUUUAAACAUCAAUAUAUAACUUUACUCUUCCCGUAAUACAUUCGAAUUUAUAUCAUAAUAAUAAUAAUAAUAAUAAUAAUAAUACUGUACAUCAUUUUACGUGCACGGUGCGAUCGAGCCGCAAUGGGACGACGAGUUCACUCAACAAACACAUCCGUCCUCUGCAGAAAUCAGUGUUUUUGAACAAGUUGACGACGAGCUGCACGCUUAGUGGACGACGAACAUGGACAUUGCCGUGUUGAAAAAAUUAACGAGAUCCGGUUUUAUAUUACUUCACAUUACCGUGUUGCUAAUCGUAAACGGCCAGACGAAGAGCGCGGGCACUAAAUGGGCGAACGCCGAACUGGAAGCGGCCGACGAGUCGUCGGACUUACAGAUCUACAAAUCCGUUGUGCAGUCAAUGGAAGAAUGGAAGCAACGGAAGAAUUCGUCGAAAAGACAAAAAAGGGCAGAAACGAGUGCUUGCUAUCCGGAAGUAGGCUGUUUCGACACUUCCGGUCCUUACGGCUACAUUGGAAUGGUACCAAACGCUCCGGACGAGGUAAAUACAAGGUUUCUAUUGUACAGCUCGCGAAGGAGCAGACGAGACACGCCACUGCUGGACGUAGCGUUCAAAAACAUGACGUCUAUCUGGCACUGGGCCGGCAAAGCAUUCAAUGUGUCCGCGCCCACCAAAGUCAUUGUUCACGGGUUUGGUAGUUCCUGUUCAAACGUGUGGGUAUACGAAAUGAGAUCCGCCCUUAUGGACGUGGUCGAUUGCAACGUCAUUUGCGUGGACUGGGAGGCAGGCGCUAUCAUACCCAACUAUGUACGAGCAGCGGCUAACACCAGGCUGGUCGGCAAACAGGUAGCUAUGCUCAUUCUGGGUCUGGCGGCCAAAGCCAACCUGCCCGUGGAGAACGUGCACUUGAUCGGCUUCAGUCUGGGCGCUCACGCAGCCGGUUACGCCGGAGCCGAGCUUAAGAACCUCAGCAGGAUCACGGGGCUGGACCCGGCCGGGCCGCUGUUCGAGAACCAGGACCCCAAGACGCGGUUGGACUCAACGGACGCCAAGUUCGUGGACGUGAUUCACUCGAACGGCGAAAACCUCAUCCUGGGCGGGCUUGGUGCCUGGCAGCCUAUGGGUCACGUGGACUACUAUCCCAACGGCGGGCGCAUGCAGAAAGGUUGCUCCAACCUGUUUGUCGGUGCCGUCACCGACAUUAUCUGGUCCGCACCCGAAGUAUACGGCAGGAGCCUAUGCAAUCACCGUAGGGCAUACAAGUUCUUCACGGACAGCGUGUCGCCGGGUUGCGCAUUCCCGGCCGUGCCAUGCGAAUCUUACGAGAAGUUUCUGGAAGGCGAGUGUUUCCCGUGCAAGGACAAGUCCAAGUGCGGUAACAUGGGCUACCACUCGGACAAGUCACCGGCCCGCGGUAAAAUGUACCUGUUGACCAGAGACGAGGAACCGUUUUGUGCGCAUCAGUAUAUAGUCAAAAUCUAUAACUCUCCCAGUGCGUUGCCAGUGGUCAGCUACGGAAAAAUACAAGUCGUCCUUUUCGGUCAGCUUGAUAUUAACGAAACGUUUACCAUCACGAACAAAGACGAUGCGACGCUGUCGUUGGGCGAGACAAUGAAGAAGAUCAUCGUGCCCCAUCCCGCGUUGCAAGGAUUUAACCGGGUACAGAUCACGUACACGGCGUACAAAGGCUGGCUGUCUAACGGUCUGUCCAAAUGGAGCAUCGACAAGUUCAUACUCAUCGAUAGCUACGGCAACAGCCAAUCGAUUUGUCAAAGGGGCCUGGUCAUGCAGUCCGAAGUUCCCGUCGUAUUGCCACUGUAUUCUGGUGAUUGUAACCUACCGGAGCUGAUAUUGCAGUUGAACAGCGGCGACAUCAGGGACAAGACGGACCACGAUAACGGGCAACCGGAGUACGGCCAGCAGCACAUAAACAACUCACUCGUCGGCGGUGGCGGUGAUGGAACGCAGGACUCCGGGGUACCGGGUGACCUAUCGGCCGCGGCGGCCGGCUCGACCGGGUUCAGCGCCACGUUGGGCGUGGGCAUCAAGGAGUACAUGAACGUGCCGUGGAUGCCGUUGGUGGACAUCGUGGCCGAGCCGACCGGCAACAGCCUGGACCCGACGGCGGACCGGCGCGAACAGUCGGGCCGCGGGUUCACGGCUAACGGCGCGACUGGCUGGCCCGGGAACAAGACCGCGGCUACCGGGAGCGCCGAGGCUGCCGUGGCGGCUCCGUUGCCGCUGACGGCCGACGACUCGACAGAAGAGGAUCAGUUUCCAUACGACGAGCACCAGCAGCAGACCAAGGGCGGUGUCAACGGGACGACCGGCGAGAUCCGCGAACCGGUGCUUCGGCCCAAGAGCCGGUUUCGCAUGUACCGGAUGCCGGACGGGAGUGCCGUGGCCGCGGCCAGUAACGGUACGCUGUCGUCUCAGGCGAACGGCAGUAACGCGUCUGCGGCCACGGCCGAAAGGUCAUUCAUCGUUCACCUGUUGCCGCAAAAGCUGAUGAACAUGAUCGAGCAGGCCGAGAGGUACGCGCGCAUGGCGUUCUCGCCGUUCAUGUGGCCAACCAAGGAGCGGGCACAACGAGCGCUCAAACAUUUCCCAAGGUUUUUGUUCAACGACAACAAGACGUCCGAACAAGUGGUGAACGUUCAACAGGACGAGGGUCCCAAGAGAUACAUACCGCUAACGUACGACGACCGCCAGGUCGGUGUGGGACGGUCUAGUAGCGGCCCGGUACUCAUGGAAACGAAAAUCGUGCCGGCCAUGACGGACGACAGUCCGACAGUUGAAGAAGACUUAGAUUUAUCCAAAGAAGACAUUAGAUAAAAUCCCGUUAGAUUAUUUAGUUGUGUACUUUUUUGUUUCUCAUCACCAUUUUUUUUUCUUCAUAAAUACUUGUGUAUCCAACGUACUAUUGUUGCGAAUUAUCUGCAGUCGACUACAUAGGUACGUCUGUUACGAACUUAUUUAAACACGACGUAUGCGCGCGAGUGUGAUUUAUGUUUAUCCGAGUACAUUCGUAAGUAUCGCGUUGUGUACGUGGAACUUCGACAGUAAGACAAAAAGCUUUUCGACUGUAUUGUGAAAUGAAAACAGGGGCGUAGGGAUAAGCGCGUUACAAAUCAUAAAUAAUUUUAGUUCCUAAGAAUUGUCGAAAACUCAAAGAAAAUGUAAAAUCGAAUUCCAUCGCUAAUAAUCCACGGGAAAUAUAAUAUUAUGUAUUACUUUAAAUACUGUGCGCGAAUCGACGCAGUUCAGCGGGACUGGCUCGCGCAUUCCGUUCAAUAUUUUGUUUUCUCAUCGUGAUCGUGCAAAUCGCGACGUUUAAUUAUAACUUUAUUAUUAUUUUUAUUUUUAUUUUUAUUUUUAUUAUUAUUAUUAAUAUUAU
This is a messenger RNA of Sipha flava (yellow sugarcane aphid), 3609 nucleotides long. RefSeq lists its product as uncharacterized. The record is from RefSeq and is a predicted model, not a curated record. Lineage: Eukaryota; Metazoa; Arthropoda; Insecta; Hemiptera; Aphididae. The transcript has 12 exons. Gene Ontology annotation, molecular function: lipase activity. The coding region runs from base 435 to 3047 and encodes 870 amino acids. Gene Ontology annotation, biological process: lipid metabolic process.